Messenger RNA from Trichoderma reesei QM6a, 639 nucleotides. RefSeq lists its product as uncharacterized. The record is from RefSeq and is a predicted model, not a curated record. NCBI's taxonomy places the organism in Eukaryota, Fungi, Ascomycota, Sordariomycetes, Hypocreales, Hypocreaceae. The transcript is spliced from 2 exons. The coding region runs from base 1 to 639 and encodes 212 amino acids.
AUGGGCCAAGAAUUCUCAUCCCUAGAUCUCUCGGCCCCAGAUAUCAUUUCAGAGAAUUCCUCUGGCGAACCGGGCACCAUCAAGACAAUAACCAGGACAAUCACCCGAGACGAUGUCAUGGACGAAAUGAAGCCCAUCCUCCGGCGUCUCAGCGAUGACGAAUGGACGCCAGAGCUGUCCGCCGACAUUUCAGCUGUCCUGACCCCCUACAAGCUCAAGGUGAUGCCGCCGCGCUCCAAGACUGUGCUCGCGAAAUGGAUAAACGAGCAAGAGGACCAAAAGUACCUCCAGUGGCUCAAGAACGCCUCGGAUGACUUGCUCUCCGUCACUUGGAGUGAGACGAAGUGGAUUCCUGGCGUCAAAGUCUGGUCCCGUUGGCAUCCCGCCAACCUCUUCUUGAACAUGUUGGAGGAGGAGGCGGACGACUUUAGUCCUGAGCAGAAGAAGUUGGUCCAGGAUCAUGUCAAGGAUGUCAAGAGAUCCCUCCAGCGCGAGAAGGAGCGCGAGCCCGAGCAAUUCGAGCAGCUCGCCACCAGUGUGCUGAAGGCAAUUGAGAAGAUGGAGGACAAGAUGACGGAGCGUCUCGACGCCGUUCAAGACGAGGUUCGGAUGUUCAUCUCGAUGACGAAGUCGCCGUGA